ACACGAGAGAUAAGGAAAAAGAAAUGAAAAAGACGACGCAGACGGAGUAGAACACAAGUUAGGGUUUUUGAAUUGGUGUUUUAUCGAUGGAACUUCGUAUUGGGAAUAAGUUCCGGCUUGGUCGGAAAAUUGGUAGCGGCUCAUUCGGAGAGAUUUACCUUGGAAGUGAUAUUCAGAGUAACGAAGAUGUUGCAAUUAAGUUUGAAAGUGUGAAGACUGUGCAUCCACAAUUGUCAUAUGAGUCAAGGAUAUAUAGAGUUCUUCAGGGUGGAAUUGGAAUUCCAAACAUGAAAUGGUAUGGCGUCGAUGGGGAUUACAAUGUCUUAGUGAUGGAUUUGCUUGGUGGAAGCCUUGAAGAUCUGUUUUGUUAUUGCAACAAGAAGUUUACAUUGAAGACAGUUCUCAUGCUAGCUGAUCAAAUGAUUAAUCGGCUCGAGUUCAUCCAUUCUAAGUCGUUUCUUCAUCGUGAUAUAAAGCCGGAUAAUUUCCUUAUGGGUUUGGGAAGGCAGGCAAAUCAGGUCUACAUCAUAGACUUUGGUUUGGCUAGGAAAUAUAGAGAUAGCUCAAGCUACCGACAUAUACCAUAUAGGGAGAAUAAACGUCUAGUUGGGACACCGGCGUAUGCCAGCUUGAACACUCACUUAGGGAUCGAGCAAAGUCGGAGGGAUGAUAUAGAAUCACUUGGUUAUAUCCUCAUGUACUUCCUCAGAGGAAGUCUUCCAUGGAAAGGACUAAAAUCUGGGAACAAGAAACAGAUAUAUGACAAGAUUAACGAUAAGAAAGUUUCAACUUCCAUCGAAACGUUAUGCGAAGGUCAUCCAAUAGAGUUUGCAACCUACCUCCAUUACUGCCGCUCCCUUAGGUUCGUUGAUAAGCCAGACUAUGCAUAUUUGAAGAGACUAUUCCGCGACCUUUUUACUCGUGAAGGUUUUCAGUUUGAUUUUGUGUUCGACUGGACGAUAUUAAAGUAUCCGCAAUCACAAUGCGGAAACCCUCCACCUCAUGCCGAUGUACAAUCUUGAUACUUUCAAUUUUUUUGUUAUCCCGUUCAUGAUAAACAGAUGAACAAUGCAAGAUUGUGUGAUGUUACUUUUGUCAUGAAUAGUAGAAUAUUGAAUAUUUGAGAUGAACAAUGCAAGAUUGUGUGAUGUUAUUUGAUAAUCUUAUCCCUUGCUAGCAGAAGCUGCUAGAUUGUGUGAUGUUAUUUGAUAAUCUUAUCCCUUGCUAGCAGAAGCUGCUAAGAACAUAUGCAGAUUGUUUUGAGCGAUAAAAGAGAGCUAUUUAUUUGCAGAACCAUAUAACAAUCAGAUCCCAAAUCAGCUAAAUUCCUGCUAGUUGGCAAAGAUUCACGCUAGAACUGUAGAACUUUCGUUUAGCAUCGACAACAAUAUCACGAUUUAACAGAGUAACCCAUCCAUUCCUGGAAAAAGUAUCCUAGCAUCGCAAGAACCGGUAACUGGUGUUUCCUUCUUACAGGACUAAAAUUAUGAAUCAAAAAAUGUAAACGUUACGUACACUCUUCAAUUGCUAGUAGAACAGAAGGUAACAACACAAGCAUAAUUGAAUAGGAUACAAAAACAAAUUAAACAAUGAAAUGGCUGGUGGUACAAAAGUAAUAAAAGAGACAUA
This is a messenger RNA of Arabidopsis lyrata subsp. lyrata, 1629 nucleotides long. Its product is annotated as casein kinase 1-like protein 5. NCBI's taxonomy places the organism in Eukaryota, Viridiplantae, Streptophyta, Magnoliopsida, Brassicales, Brassicaceae. The coding region runs from base 87 to 1022 and encodes 311 amino acids. Gene Ontology annotation, cellular component: nucleus; cytoplasm. The record is from RefSeq and is a predicted model, not a curated record. The transcript has 11 exons. Gene Ontology annotation, biological process: endocytosis; peptidyl-serine phosphorylation; signal transduction. Gene Ontology annotation, molecular function: protein serine/threonine kinase activity; ATP binding.